ACUCGUUCGACUCGGUCCGAUCGGACUCGACCCAAACCGAAUGGGUGCCAUUUACCAAAUUUAUAUAUUGGAAUGGAAUACAUGCCGACACACAGUUUUAAACUCGGUGGAUAUAGAGGAUCUGAGGACAGUGAAAAACUGGCUUUACCCACAGUGGGUGAGGUAUAUGACCAAGAGUUUGAUGAGCCACCACCCCCUGGACUUGAAGAGGAAUCUAGACCGCUCAAUCUACUUCAUCAUAGCAAAUUCCGACCAGUGAAAUUGAAUGAGUGUAUUUCUAAGAUUGGCAAGUAUGUUGCCUUGGCUCUGUGCAGACAGAAGUUGCAUGAUGAUGUGCUUAGCAAAUGGAGAGCUUCUCACGUUGAUGCUGCUCUUCUCACGUUGAUGCUGCUUUUGCAUGCGAAGAGGGUAAGAGAUUUUGAGAGUGAAAGAAAGGAUGGAAAGGAGAGAUUUACUGUUUUGGGAACCAACUUUGUUGGUUUUGGUAUGGAUGGAAAGCUCCAAUGCAAACCUUCUUCUUCUGUCGUAAACUUUGAAGGUGCAGCCCAUGGCCAAAUAUUGGUCGGGUGGAGAGGUAUUUUUUUGGAAGAUGAGGAGAGUGUAGAGCGUAGAGGCUGAAGGCGAGGCAAGACUUGUGUGCUUAUGGUGAAGAAGUGAAGGGAAAAGUUGCCUUGGGUUGGAAAAGGGGGGAAAAAGAGAAGCCAGUAA
Magnolia sinica is the source of this 708-nucleotide messenger RNA. RefSeq lists its product as uncharacterized. The record is from RefSeq and is a predicted model, not a curated record. NCBI's taxonomy places the organism in Eukaryota, Viridiplantae, Streptophyta, Magnoliopsida, Magnoliales, Magnoliaceae. The coding region runs from base 73 to 618 and encodes 181 amino acids. The transcript is spliced from 5 exons.